This is a messenger RNA of Alternaria hordeiaustralica, 1311 nucleotides long. RefSeq lists its product as uncharacterized. Gene Ontology annotation, molecular function: protein binding. The coding region runs from base 1 to 1311 and encodes 436 amino acids. NCBI's taxonomy places the organism in Eukaryota, Fungi, Ascomycota, Dothideomycetes, Pleosporales, Pleosporaceae. The transcript has 6 exons. The record is from RefSeq and is a predicted model, not a curated record.
AUGGCUGAGUUUGUCCAACUGAGUGGUGCCCUACUCGCUGGCGGCUACAACUUCCUAUCCAAGGUCGCGCGAGCGCUCAGCGAGAUCCGGAGUCUCCUGACGGAAACCGCGGCCGUCAACAGCCUUCUCGCGCAAUUACAGCAAAUCGCAGAUACGUCGCCCAAAGCAGCUGCCGACGAUGCGCUACAAGCUCUUGAACGGGUUGGUGUCUUUCAAGAAUGCCAGUCCACACUCAAGUCGAUCGAGCGGGCGCUGGCGAAAUGCGAGCAGGUCAAUGGUCAAGAUGCGAAGAAUUUCGGGAGGAAAUUGAUGUGGCCGUUCAAAGAGAAAGAGACCAAAGACGCCUUGCAGAGACUUCAUCACAUGCGCGGGUUACUUGCGAAUGCUAUCGAGGCCAACUCUGCAUCCGCGAUUCGGCGCAUCGAAACGGAACAAGGCCUAAUCUCAGACGAGGUGAAGAAUAUGUCUGAGCAGCUUCGUACGCAGCACUACAUCAAAGAAGAACUUCAAUUGCGCUUGGCCAAAGGUGUUUUGAAGGUGAGAAACAACAGUAUUAUGCCUGUCAUACAACGGCAUAUAUCCCUCUGCGCGGGCACAAUGUUACAGGCACGGUUGCAGAUCGACUACAUCUGUGCAGCGAAGUCGGAUAAGGAAAUCAAGCACAUGUUACAGGGAUUACCGAAUGGGCUUGGAUACACGUACCAAAUACUUCUACACAACAUCGCGACACGAUACCCAACGAAGAUUCAAGAGGUACAGAAACUAUUCCGGUGUCUUGUUGCUGCUGCUUCACCCAUGACUGCUCGCCAGCUAGCAGAGGUCUUGGCCAUAGAACCCGAGGAACAUGAUCUGGACCAUGACGCUGUAGCUACGGAUCCGUUCGAUAUCCUGGAACCUAUAUCUGCUCUUGUACGCAUCGAAGACAUGGACGGACUAAUCAGCGUAGUGAAACUCUGUCAUUACUCAUUCCAAGAGUAUCUCAGCUCUGAUGAGAUCCGACAAAGUCCAGUUAACAAGUUCUACGUCGGCAAGAACGAGGCGCAUGCUUGGAUGGCGGGAUUAUGUCUACGAUACCUAACUUUCGAUGCGUUCAGUAAGCCAUUGGAGGAAAGUCUGGAUCCGGACGUUGAUGAGAUAUACGUGUUUCGCGUAUAUGCUGCAUUCAACUGCCUGGAUUAUACCUUCGAAAACGGUCUGACAUGCCUAGCUGUAGCGGCCAAAAAGAACAACCGUUACAUAGCAAAUUAUUUGCUAGAACAUGGUGCGAACGCUGAGCAGCCAAGUUCCGAACCGGAUUCACAAGAGCUAUGA